Alligator sinensis (Chinese alligator) is the source of this 2256-nucleotide messenger RNA. RefSeq names its product recombination activating 2 (gene RAG2). Gene Ontology annotation, cellular component: DNA recombinase complex; nucleus. Gene Ontology annotation, biological process: V(D)J recombination. Lineage: Eukaryota; Metazoa; Chordata; Crocodylia; Alligatoridae. Gene Ontology annotation, molecular function: sequence-specific DNA binding; protein binding. The transcript is spliced from 3 exons. Bases 608 to 2212 code for a protein of 534 amino acids. The record is from RefSeq and is a predicted model, not a curated record.
UCAGCCAGGGGGUUGACAGCACCCCCCGAGUGCCUGGAGGUCCUUGGCACGGUUUGGCACGCAAACCAGACUGGCAAGAGAAACCCGAAGAUUUCACAUAGGAAUCCGCAGCCAUGGGGCUCUCUUGAGUUCUUGGCGGCAGGAGCCGCCGCCGAAUUGCUCUCUUAUUUUGAAAAAUCUUGAGUUUAGAGAACCCAGGCCCUGCUGGAGCCCAGCGUCUUGCUGCCACGUCGCUCAGAAACCAAGAGCUGGCCUUUCCCAAGCAGCCCCUCCAGUGUAUGGAGGGGCUCCUGGAGCCUAAGAAAAAGGUUGAAAACCGACAGCCUACCUAUUGACAUCAUUGUUGACACCGACUGGUCAAUCCUGUUCAACAAGGCAGACUUGAAGUAACUCAUUCCCCACAAUUUCAAAGCUGCUAUUAAAGGCACAAGGAAACAGGCCCUUAGGAAUUGUCGGGAGCCGGCUAUUCCUAUAAUCACUGAGCAUUGCCUGGUGUUAUGUACAGGAUCUCAAAGCACUUUACAAAGCUGAGUGAAUGUCACUAUUGUACAGAAGGGGAAACAGAGGUGCAGGAUUGACAUGACUAACCCAAGAUUCUGACCAUAAAAUGAGCCAGUCACCUGACAUAAUGUCCCUACAGAUUAUAUCAACUGUUAAUAAUUCAACCUUGAUUCAACCAGGCUUUUCUCUUCUGAAUUUUGAUGGGCAAGUCUUCUUUUUUGGACAGAAAGGCUGGCCAAAGAGAUCCUGUCCCACAGGCGUUUUCCUCCUUGAUUUAAAAAAGAAUGAGAUGAAACUGAAGCCUGCUUUUUUUUCUAAGGAGUCCUGCUACCUUCCCCCUCUCCGCUACCCUGCCAUCUGCAUUCUUGAAGGCAAUGAAGAGUCUGAGAAAUGUCAAUACGUCAUCCAUGGUGGGAAAACACCAAAUAAUGACCUUUCCAAUAAGAUCUAUGUUAUGAGUAUAGUAAGUAAGUCCAGCAAGAAGUGCACUUUUAAAUGCACUGAGAAAGAGUUAGUUGGUGAUGUCCCUGAAGCUAGGUAUGGCCAUACAGUUAAUACAGUUCAUAGCCGAGGUAAAAGCAUGACUGUUAUAUUUGGAGGAAGAUCGUAUGUCCCUUUUGGACAAAGGACCACUGAAAAAUGGAAUAGUGUGGUAGACUGUAUGCCUCAUGUGUUUUUGGUGGAUUUGGGGUUUGGAUGCUGUACCUCGUAUGUCCUUCCUGAGCUUCAGGAUGGACUUUCUUUCCAUGUUUCCAUUACUAGAAAUGAUACUAUCUAUAUCUUAGGAGGUCAUUCCCUUGAAAAUAACAUUAGACCUCCCAACCUGUACAGAUUAAAAAUUGACCUCCCACUGGGAAGCCCUGCUGUGAGCUGCACCAUCUUGCCUGGGGGAAUUUCUGUAUCCAGUGCUAUUGUUACACAGACAAGCAACAAAGAGUUUGUCAUUGUCGGGGGCUACAUGGCUGACAACCAGAAAAGGAUGGUUUGCAAUACAGUCACUGUAGAAGACAACAAAAUAGAGAUUAAGGAAAGGGAAGCCCCAGAUUGGACACCAGAUAUUAAGCACUGCAAGAUAUGGUUUGGUAGUAAUAUGGGUAAUGGGGCUAUCUUGCUGGGCAUACCAGGGGACAACAGGCAGCUGAUUUCAGAUGCAAACUACUUUUACAUUUUGAGAUGUAAAGCAGAAGGUGAGGAAGAAGAAGAACAGGCAGCACAAACUUUUAGCCAGACAUCUACAGAAGACCCAGGGGACUCCACUCCAUUUGAAGAUUCAGAAGAGUUCUGUUUUAGCACUGAAGCCAACAGGUUUGAUGAUGAUGAUAUUGACACCUACAAUGAGGAUGAUGAAGAUGAUGAAUCAGAAACAGGCUACUGGAUAAACUGCUCUGCCAAAUGUGAUAUAGACAUUAACACCUGGGUGCCAUUCUAUUCAACUGAACUGAACAAACCAGCUAUGAUCCUCUGUUCCAAUGGAGAUGGCCACUGGGUCCAUGCUCAGUGUAUGGACCUGUCUGAAGACAUGCUUUUACACCUUUCAGAAGCUAAUGUCAAGUACUUCUGCAAUGAGCAUGUGGAUUUUGCUAAGGGGCUGCAAACCCCUAAGAAGGUGCUGCCUUUGAAAAAACAGCCCAUGAAGCCAUUACGGAGAAAAACAACCAUGAGGAUAACGACACCAGUGAAAAAAUCCUUUCUUCGGCGGUUAUUUGAAUAGAUUUGCACCAGUGAUUAAUGUUUUGUUCAGAUGAAAUAAGGUCA